UGAAGAAGAAUAAGCACGAAGAAGAAGCAGAAGAACAACAAAAGUAAGCAGUUUGCUUACCGCCAAAACGCGAAAAGAAGAGAAAGAAACAUCAGCAACAAUACUGACUUUAUCACGAUGCCUCGCCGCGCACGCAAGGAAGCUGUCCAGACCAACCUGGACAGCGAGGAAGAGUUCACCCUUUCUUCGGAGGAAGAAGGAGAAUACGACGAUGAACGAUUGCAUUUUGAGGAACGAUUUGAUCCAGCCGAGGAUACAGUUUCGGACGAGAAAGUGGUGCCUUCACGUGCACCUCACACAAGGACGGCACACAAACCUACUUCAGUUUUCAGCGAGGUAGAGAUUCUUAACGAAUGCGAUGAUCAUGACCAAACACCUUCCAAAAGAAAGAAAUACCUUUCAAAGAAGGUCAAGAUUCUUUCAUGGAAAGCAGAGACUGAUGUUGACCGGGUUCCACAGGCUCUGAGAUUCCUGCCUACUCGGGAACUUGGACCGCAGUUGUCUGCUGCUGACGUGCACUCUCCCAUGAGUCUUUUCAAACUGUUUUUCACAGAGAGCGCCAUGACAAACCUGUGCCACAACACAAAUGCUCAGGCUGCCAAGUCAAUUGCGAAAGGCCGCAAGUACAAGUGGACAGAUGUCAGUGUUGAUGAGCUUUACAGCUAUAUUGGACUCAUUUUCUACAUGGCCGCAGUGAAGAUGAGCUCCAUCGCUGACUACUGGCGGCAGGACACUAUUUUCUCUGUGCCUUUUCCUGCCACAGUUAUGUCAAGGGACAGAUACCGCACCAUUUCAUGGAAUGUACACAUGAGUCACCCAGACGCAGACAAGGAAAAUGACAAAAAGAGGGGCACAGCUGAAUAUGACCAUCUUUUCAGGAUCAAACCCCUCAUGAACACUAUUCGUCUUGCGUGCAAAGCCUUCUAUCAUCCCAGAAAAAAUUUAGUUGUAAAUGAGAGAUUGGUGGCAUGCAGGGCAAAUACAGAAGUGACAAGGCAUUCAAAAACCAAAAUGACAAAGUUGGGCUUCAAGUUUUUUGUCCUUUCAGACUCAUCAAAUGGAUAUACUGUGGACUUCUCUGUCUACACGGGCAAGAAUAGCUUUCCUGCAGACCGUGGGCUUUCGUAUGAUGCUGUGAUGUCUCUCCUGGACCGUAAAGUUUUGGGAUCUGGGUACCAUUUGUACAUGGAUGAUUUCUACACAAGUCCAAAGCUCUUCACAGACCUGUUUGCUCAGAAGUUUGGUGCUUGUGGGAUUUACAGAGACCACAGGAAGGACUUCCCGAAGACUGCAGCUAAUUCACUGAGCAGAAGCUCCCCCAUGGGAUCCAUCAGGUGGAUUCGGGACGGGCCUCUCGUGUGUGUGAAGUGGAUGGACACGCACAUGGUGUCUGUUUGUUCCACCAUCCAUGCUGCCUAUACAGGAGACCGUGUGAAAAGGAAAGCCAAAGUACAAGAUAGAUGGAAGACAAAGAUUUUACUGUGUCCUGCGCCUGUGUCUGCAUACAACCACCAUAUGGGUGGUAUUGACCUGUCCGAUCAGCUGUUGCAAUUCUACACCAUACAGCACAAAGCCAUGAAGUGGUACAGAAAAAUCUUCCUACACUUCUUGGACAUUGCUGCCUCUAAUGCUUUCCUGUUGCACAAAGAGCUGCUAGGCAACAUGACUCGCAAAGAGUUCAUGAAGGAGCUUAUUGCAGAGCUCUGUAGCGCGUCACAGAAAGCAGCACCAAAACAGUUUAGCACAGACCACGUGCCGAUUCCAGCAGCUGAGCUGACUUCAGACGACAGAAGAAAUGCUACUGUCGGUCGCCGGAAUUGUAUACAUUGCAAGGAAGUGUAUGGAAAGAGGAAACAAACACCUUGGAAAUGCCAGGCUUGUGAUGCUCACUUGUGUCUUCAGGUGAAAAGAAACUGUUUCCAGGAAUGGCACAAAGGUGUGAGCUCAAAAAUGUGCCGUUGAAUGUGCCGUUUUUUUCCCCUUUCCAUUAUAGUGUGCAGCUAAAAUAAAAUGUUAGAGUCAUUUCCAUAUUGGCAGACACAUUAGGAAGCAGGUCAUCAUUAUCUUUAAUAACAGAUGUGGAAUAUAGAGACGGAUCCCCCUCCGAAGACCUGGUCACCUAGGCCAUCAGGACAAGACCACAGGAACCAAAUGACUCCUCUGCACAGCCUGACUUUGUUGCAGCCUAGAAUUAAACUGCCUGUUUUGUCCGGCCAGAGGAGAACUGUAUACUAUUUCAACACACUAUUUCCCUGUUUAAAACUGUAGAGCUGCUAUGACACAAUAUGCAUAGGCUUCCACAGCUAUUAAUUUGUGCUGAAGAAGAAUGACAGUAUCCGGCCUGUUCUAGAUCUGAGAUGGCUGAACCAUUCUUUGGUAAAAUGCCCGUUCAGGAUGAUCACUCAGAAACGGAUAAUACGUCUGAUUUAAAGACUGGUUUAUUUCAGUGGACUUGAAAGAUUCACAUUUUCAAUCCCAAAAAAAUGUUCUCACAGAAUGUUUUGGGAUUCACAUUUAAAGGAAUUUCAUACUAAUUUACUGUCCUUUUGGGCUAUCCUUAGCCCUGUGUACAUUUAUAUAGUAUGUAGAUGUGGUGCCCUCCUGAGUAUCAGUGGAUUCCAGCUUUAUUUUGGGACAAACCCUUACCCCCUAGAAAGUUUUUGAGAAGACGCUUGUUCUGUUUUUUUUUUUUUUGGUUAAUUAUGUUUGUGAGUUAUUAUCCUGGAUUGAGUAUACAAGUGUUGAGAGUUUAUGCAAUCAUUUAGGCAAACCAUCUUCACUGUCUGUUGAUGCCUGCUCAUGUGAAUGUUUCACCUUGGUUUUUCCUAAAUUUGAUGUAGUGUGAAAUCAUCUACAGUCAACUGUAACUUUCAUGUAUUCUGAACUUGACAUAAUAAAAGGUAUCAAUGGA
Cyprinus carpio (common carp) is the source of this 2911-nucleotide messenger RNA. RefSeq names its product piggyBac transposable element-derived protein 4-like. Lineage: Eukaryota; Metazoa; Chordata; Actinopteri; Cypriniformes; Cyprinidae. The record is from RefSeq and is a predicted model, not a curated record. The transcript is spliced from 3 exons. Gene Ontology annotation, molecular function: protein binding. The coding region runs from base 118 to 1962 and encodes 614 amino acids.